AUGUCUCUCCAAACUCCCUCCUCCAGUGGCCAAUCGCGGUCGGUAGAGCGUACCGAACCCCUGAAGACGAGCGGACGGUUACGUUCGGCAUGCGACUCCUGCCACCAAGCUAAAAUCAGGUGCUCUGGUGGUAAUCCCUGUCUGACUUGUUUGGUAUCUCGAGGACAAUGCUCUUAUAGUCCAGGAAAUCGACUCGGUCGGCCAAAAGGAAGCAAAAACAAGCGGGCUGUGAUAAAGGAAAACAAGAACAAAAGGGAAGAGACACAAGAAGGCAAGAAUAACAAUGGGGCCAAUUCACGCCGUGGAUCAGACCUUGUACGGAAACAAGAACCGCAACAAAAUCAGCAGUCAGACCCGAUGCCUGUCGACUUCAACAUUGAGCAAGGAUUCGACACCAGCCUCCUUCACGACCUUGGCUCGGACUCCUCUGAUCUUUUACUGAACCAGAACUUGGCUUCCCUCAUCGAUUCGAUGAAUGGAACACGUGUGCACACCAGCCUGGAAGAGGGCCUAAAUGCAUCCUUUGCCCAGGCUUCUGCUGCGCUUGUGCCCUCUUAUCAUGACCUGUCCUUUGGUACGCCGGAUUCUUCCGUAUGCGACAGCGGAUAUGCUACUGGUACUGUCAGCUCAUCCGCUGAUGAGACGACCUUACCCAGCCCUAUAGGCGGUAUCUCCCCCGGCGGCAAGCAGGGGUCUAUCAGCACUAAUGCAUUCAUCUUCCCCGAACCAUCUCACUGUUCAUGUCUACAGCAACAAGUGCAGCUAGUUUAUCAGCUAGGCGAUCUACAAAGUUCUCACGCUAGCAAUUCUAGCGUUGAUUGCGUUCUUCACGGAGUUCAACUAGCUCAACUCCCUUGGAAGGGUUUAAUGGAAUGCAGCCGGUGCCAGAGCAAAGAAAACCAUAAAGAUGUUUUUUUAUUAUUUGCCACAAGCAUUUGCAUCCUUCUUUCGUCUGUCCAGAAACUGAACGCAAACCCACGCCAAAUUGAUGUUUCACCUGAGGCAGCCUUGGGAUGGAAUUUUCCAGGCGCCUCGGGCGUAGGAGUCUCAGUGGGCAGUUUCGAGCUAACUGGAGAUACUAGGGAGGAGGUUAUCAGCGUUGUGAUUCGCAGGUCGCUUCAAAGCAUUACUGGCGCACUGUUCUAUCUAUGGGAGCGUGUCGGUGGGCCCAGAUCGCCGCCAAUUUCUGACCUCAGCAAUGGGGGUGGGGGAACAAGCAACACUUCCCCGGAAUCCCCUUUCAGUAUACUUAGCAGGAAAGCCGCCAAAUCGCAGCAACCGUCAUUUCGUCGUGGCUCUAUGGCCUCGGAAAAAUUCGGUGCAGAAGAUAUAGGGGCUCUCCUCGAUAGUUUACAGCGUAUGAUGCAAACUAUCAAACAGGAUCUCCAGGUUUAUACUUGA
Hypoxylon trugodes is the source of this 1401-nucleotide messenger RNA. RefSeq lists its product as uncharacterized. Gene Ontology annotation, biological process: positive regulation of transcription by RNA polymerase II. The record is from RefSeq and is a predicted model, not a curated record. NCBI's taxonomy places the organism in Eukaryota, Fungi, Ascomycota, Sordariomycetes, Xylariales, Hypoxylaceae. Gene Ontology annotation, molecular function: DNA-binding transcription factor activity, RNA polymerase II-specific; sequence-specific DNA binding; zinc ion binding. The transcript has 2 exons. Gene Ontology annotation, cellular component: nucleus. Bases 1 to 1401 code for a protein of 466 amino acids.